Molecule: messenger RNA, 2338 nt
Organism: Drosophila kikkawai
Lineage: Eukaryota; Metazoa; Arthropoda; Insecta; Diptera; Drosophilidae
Product: nose resistant to fluoxetine protein 6-like
Molecular function (GO): acyltransferase activity, transferring groups other than amino-acyl groups
Source: RefSeq, a predicted model, not a curated record
UCGAACGAUGGUCAGUUCAGUGUCUAGAGCAGCCCUCCCCCUCCUCAUUUGCCUGGCGGCGGUGGCGCAAGCCACUCUUCCGACCCGCCAGAUCCCAAUGGAGGACACCUAUCACCGCCAUCCCAAUGCGAGCUACGAACGGCUCCUGGAGCUGCCCUCCCUGGGUCCCGAGUUCUACCGCCAGUUCCGGAACAUUUCCGCCUCCGAUCUCCAUCUCCUAGAUGGACGCCUCAACCAGCAGGAUCUGGUGUGCUUGGCAGACUUGGCCCAGUUCAUGGGGAGCCUGGCCUCGCCCAAGCUGUGGGCCCUUUCCAUGCUGGACUCGUGGGGCAGCAAGCCCUCGGGUUUCCUAUACGGUAACCGCGUCGACAUGGGCAACUAUGAGCAGUGCCUCCGUGUGGAUGGAACCAUCUCGGAGACGCACCACAUAAAAGGGAAAUACUGCUUUCUGGAACUGCCCAUCGCCAAGUGGCUGGGCUUCAACUCGGACUUCUUGGCGGAGACCAACAUAAAAACCGCCGUGUGCUUUCCCUCCUCCUGUUCUGCCGAGACCAUGGAGGUCUUCCUGAAGCAGCUCCUCCAGCGUCUCCUGGGCACCGGCGACCUCGACAAGCUCUUUUACAUCAACGAACAGUCCUGCCAGACCAGCGAGAGCGAUCCCCUCGACGGUCUCACCAUCUUCACAAUUGUGUUCCUGUCCAUCUUCUGUGCCGUGGUGGCGCUGUGCACUCUCUACGACUACUUCCUGUGCCCGGAUCAGGGCAAGCUUCCCCGGCUGGUGAAGGUCUUCUCGGCCCGUGCCACUUCCCGCGAGCUGUUCGCCAUCGUGGACCCCAAGGCGACUCCCAAUGUGAUCCAGUGCCUCAACGGCAUGCGCUGCCUGUCCCUGAUCUGGGUGGUACUCGGGCACGAGUACAUUAUCAAUAUCAUGGCUAUGGCCAUCAACCAGGUGGACAACCUUCGAUGGAUGGGAAAGCCCUUUUCCAGUUUGAUCCUCUUCGCUCCAUUUUCGGUGGACACCUUCUUCUUCCUCAGCGGUUUCCUGCUCGUGGCAAUUGGCCUUCGAGCUCUGGAGAAGAGCAAGGGCAGGCUGAAUGUGCCUCUGAUGUACCUUCAUCGCUACCUGCGCCUCACCCCAAUCGUUGCAGUGGCCAUCCUUGUCUACAUGAAGGUGCUGCCGCUCUUGGCCGCUGGUCCUAUGUACGAGAAAGCCGGCUUCUUUGACUACUCUUUGUGCAAGGACACCUGGUACUGGACAUUGCUCUACGUGCAAAACUAUGCCACCACUGAUGUUUGCCUUGAACACACCUGGUACCUGGCCGUGGACAUGCAACUAUACCUCCUGGCACCCAUCCUGCUCAUCGUGCUUUACAAGUGGGGCAAGAAGGGCGCCGCAGCCAUCCUCCUGGUCAUGCUGCUGCUCUCCGCCUGCCUCUUUGCCACCAUCAUGACCAACGACUAUAAGAUUCUCUUCAAGAAUGGUGGUCAGCUUCCGGACGUGGCCAAGAAGAUCUACUCUGCGACUCACACGCAUGCAGCUCCCUGGUUGGUGGGCACCCUGUUUGGCUACUUCAUGCACCUGGUCCGCGGCAAGCAGUUGCGCCUCAACGGGCUGGCCGUGUGGACCGGAUGGCUACUUUGCCUGGCAAUGAUCUUCACCUCGCUCUUCGCCAUGUUCCCGUAUGCAAAGUUGCUGGGACCCUCACCCACGGUGCUGGAGGGAGCGCUCUACUACACCCUGACCCGCAUCGGCUGGCCCCUGGCCCUCUGCUGGGUGGUCUUUGCCUGCGUCCAGGGAUACGGUGGCCUGGCCAACAGCUUCCUCUCCUCGCCACUGUGGCAGCCACUGUCCAGGCUGUCUUACUCCGCCUACGUCUGGCACAUCUUCAUCCAGGAGGUGAAUCACAGGCGCGUGCGAUCAAAUACUUACUUCUCGGACUACGACGUGAUGUGCAACUUCUGGGCCACUUUUGGCUUCACCCUCUUAAUGGCCUAUGUGAUGUACGUGGUCGUGGAGGCUCCGCUGGGAGGCCUGGAGGGGCUGCUAAUGCCCAGUCGAAAGAGUCCAGGGAAGCAGCCACCUGCACCGGCUCAAGAGGAGCUACAUGAGGAGCAGAAGGAGCCCCAGCGCCCAGAGUUCUCCCAGACUGAAGAUACAGAAGCGGUUACCUCGAAGACAGCUGCAGGCUAAUAAAUACGAGGGUGGGCUGAUAAAUAGUCGGCCUAACAGAGAAAAAAAUUGUUUUUUAAUUCAUAAAUAUUUUAUUCGAUUAGUGUUUUCUAUUAGCUGAUUACUGUGAAAGUUUCAUGCGGUUUUAUCAACACAGGUAAUUUUGGC